GGGAGGCCGUGUAUAAUGAACUGAGCCGACGCUAAGUUAGUCGGAGAGGAGAAACCAUGGAGGGAAACCGGACUGAAACAAAAUCGAACGCUCAACAGCGCCACCUACGACCAGAAACGCCCAGCCCAGCGCCUCCUAAAGGGGAAGCGGUAAAGCUUCAUAAACAACAGUAGGCCUACGUAUGUUGCCGCCGCUUUUGAAUUCAAACAAAAUAAUGCAUUUAGUUUGACACAGUCAUCUGCUAAAAUUGCCUACUUUUACCUUUGCAUUGUAUGAUAUGAAGGAACUUGUUAAUACGUGUUCAUAAACACAUCCGUUUUGCACCACGGGCGUAAUAAUGCAUGUUUUCUUCGUUUUUUAAAUGUGUUUUGUUUUUAAUAUAUUAUGUUGAAAUAGCGGGUUUGGCGCAGCUCCAUAGCAAGUAUCUCAGGGUAGGGUGGGAUUGUACUAUGUUAAAUGGACGCUAGAGGGCAGCAGUAGCCUUGAUCAGAAUUGUGUCUGCAUGUCAGAGGAAGACUAUCCUGACUACCCGUGAAGUCUUUGACUUGGACUACAGUCCAGUAUUUCUGACGAUGGAGCGUUGCAGGGGCGUGGUUGCCGAGAGAGACACGGUGAGCCGGAUCAAUUGAAAAACAAGACACUCUAAAACAGUUUUUACUAACGUCAAAAAGGAUUUUUGGACGAGACUGGGCAAUUACUCCGUUUUACAAUUUGUAUCAUGCAACGUGUAAUAAAACGUGAACUACACGUUUACUAAUCAUGCAUGCCGUGGACAAAAAAAAAACGUGGACCAUCAGUAGCUAGAUGAGUUGGAUAUGUAUUUUUUUUUGGAUUGUCGUUCUUUUAUUCAUAGAAGUGCACUAAAACUAUGUAAUGUAGAAAUUAUUUUACCUUUCCUCAUCACACUGUAGCAACAUACAUAUUUUGUGGUGUAUGUGCAUUUUUAUGUGAAUUGCAGUUGCAGAUGCACUCCUACACGUUGGUAAGAAAGAACGUGUAUCAAACAAUGGUGGGGCUGUUCACGGACUGGUCGGUCGUCUGCUGACUGGGAACCCCCCAAAAAUCUCACAUGCAUCCAGGAUCUGCCAUGGAGGAGACGUCGCAAGAAGAGAUUAAAUAUAAAAGCCAGAAUGAAGAAGACCAAGGCGGGAUCCGUCGCCGAUUGAGGGACAGGGAACUUCUCAAGCGGAGAAGAGCGGAAGCCGAGGAGAAGGAGACUUACCAGUGGGUUUUGGGAGUCUGCAAAGGGUGUGGUUUCCAAACAACAUGCAGCAUGAAAACAUUAUCACCACUUAAGAUUAUCACUCCUCUGCUGAAAUUGGAAAUGGGAUUGGAGAGCUUCAGUAAAAGACAGAAAGCUGAACAGAGGAGUGGGACAAAGAGGAGGGGGAGACCCAGGAAGGCGGAUGACAUACCAGAAAGUUCUUUCACCCAGGAAUGUGAGGUCGUGGAGCCUAAAGCUCCCGUUGUUUUGGUUCCUCCAGAAUCAGGUUUGGUGAUACCAGCAUUGGGUGCAGACUCGCUACCCGCUCUGGCCAGUGGAUCUGUGGAACCAGUCUUGACAUGGUUGCCAAACCCUGCCCUCACUCCAGUUCCUAACGUAGCACUGGUUUCACCUCCAGAUCUUGUUACACCACCCAUUGCAGUUCCUCUAGCGCCAACCCAAGAUCCAUCCACUGCUCUAAAUCUUUUGCCCCCACCCACUGCAGUUCUUUCAACUUUGGCCCAAAAUCUAUCAACCGUUUCAGAACAAACUUCAACUUCAAAUUCUGCUAUGCCUUACACGGCAGAUCUGUCCACCGCUCCAGAUCAGGCUUUAUCUCCAGUUUCAGAUCUAGUUCUGCCUCCCACUGUAGUUCCUCUCGCUCCUGUCCAAGAUCUGUCCACAGCCCCAUCUUCCACUCAGUCUGCAGUAUCAGAUCCAGAUUUUGUCCCUCCUCCCACCACAGUUCCUCCAGCUUCUGCCCAAGACCUGUCCACAGCCGCAGUUCAAUCUUCACCUCCAGAUCUUGUUUCAGUUUCAACUCCAGAAGUUUCUCCAGUCUCAGGUCCAUCCGAAGCCCUUUUAACAGAAGCAGUCGGAACUCCUUACAGUGCCCCUCAACAAGUGGAGACCCUGUCCACCAAGACGCAAGACAGGGAGAACCUAGAUCUAGUCCUAGUUGAAGACUUGGGGGCAGACGAGACGGAAAAGGGUGUACCUGCGACUCAGGCCCGAACAGCUGAUGCAGAUAUGAGCAAGAACUUGUCCAAAAAAGAGCCGGAACAAAAUGAGAGAUGCACAAUCCCAUUAUUGCCUGUGGCGCCACAAGACUACCUCCCUGGAAAUUGAUUCUCUUUAACUGCUCUUGAGACACUGGUUCAUUACAAGUGGCGCAUUCCCCUGACGGGCUUUUUUUUUCGUCUUUAUUUUCCAUUAUUUGCUGUAGUAUUAUUUUUGUUCCAAAUACAGUGACGGAUGUUGCGCCAGAACAAACAAUAAAUUAAUUGUUCCCUCUCAUAAAACCAAUUACUUUCUCGCCAUUACCAAGGAUUAUUUUUAAUUUUGUAUUUCUCUAUUUGUCUCAAAAUGCAAUUAUAAAUGGGGAUUUUUUUUUUUUGGGGGGGGGGUUGUGAAAGCUGUUUCACCCUAUAAAAUAUAUUGAGAAUGUCUCUGGUUAUUGCUAUUCAUUGUUAUCUUCCCUUGGCUAGAAUAAAUGUGUUGAGACUGAG
This is a messenger RNA of Syngnathoides biaculeatus (alligator pipefish), 2712 nucleotides long. RefSeq names its product hemogen (gene hemgn). The coding region runs from base 1070 to 2332 and encodes 420 amino acids. Lineage: Eukaryota; Metazoa; Chordata; Actinopteri; Syngnathiformes; Syngnathidae. The transcript has 7 exons. The record is from RefSeq and is a predicted model, not a curated record.